Aethina tumida (small hive beetle) is the source of this 849-nucleotide messenger RNA. It is a transcript of the gene Vps28, whose product is annotated as vacuolar protein sorting-associated protein 28 homolog. The coding region runs from base 140 to 778 and encodes 212 amino acids. Gene Ontology annotation, molecular function: protein-containing complex binding. The record is from RefSeq and is a predicted model, not a curated record. Lineage: Eukaryota; Metazoa; Arthropoda; Insecta; Coleoptera; Nitidulidae. The transcript has 4 exons. Gene Ontology annotation, biological process: protein transport to vacuole involved in ubiquitin-dependent protein catabolic process via the multivesicular body sorting pathway. Gene Ontology annotation, cellular component: ESCRT I complex.
CCACUUGAAUGUCGCGCCAUCUGUCCUCGUUAAUCUCAUCGUUAAGUGUCAAGUUGAUGUCAACAAAUAUUUUUAUUGUAUGAGUAAGAGUGGGAUUAUUAUUAAUUAUUUUAAUUAAUCGUGCAUGUUUCAUUAAAAAAUGACUCAAGAAAAUCGUCCAGAACUCUUUGAAGAAGUCAAGUUGUAUCAAAACGCAAGGGAACGUGAUAAGUACGACAAUUUAGCAGAUUUAUAUGCAGUCAUCAACACACUGCAACAACUUGAAAAGGCAUACAUUCGGGACUGUGUUACUCCAAAGGAAUACACAGGAGCAUGUAGCAAAUUGUUAGUGCAAUACAAAGCUGCCUUUCGUCAAGUAAGAGGCGAUGAGUUUCCUACAGUGGAUGCAUUUGUUAAGAAGUAUCGACUUGAUUGUCCUGCUGCAUUAGAGAGAAUCAAAGAAGACAGGCCCAUUACUAUUAAAGAUGAUAAAGGCAACACAAGUAAAUGUAUUGCAGAUAUUGUUUCUCUUUUUAUUACCAUAAUGGAUAAGCUACGACUAGACAUUAGAGCCAUGGAUGAUCUCCAUCCAGAGUUACGGGAUUUAGUAGACACAAUGAACAGGCUAAGCAUAAUUCCAUCUGAUUUUGAAGGCAAGCAGAAAGUUGCAGAGUGGCUGGCAACACUCAACUCAAUGCAAGCAUCUGAUGAACUGUCAGAAUCCCAAAUUCGUCAAUUGUUGUUUGAUUUAGAAAGUUCUUACAGUGCUUUUAACAAAUUGUUGCACAAUUCUUCAUGAAUAUAUUUUAUACCUAUUUUAUUUAAAAUGCAAAAUUUAAAUAUUCAUAUAAUAAAAAUAUGUUAAUCAAC